This is a messenger RNA of Sodiomyces alkalinus F11, 365 nucleotides long. RefSeq lists its product as hypothetical. The record is from RefSeq and is a predicted model, not a curated record. Lineage: Eukaryota; Fungi; Ascomycota; Sordariomycetes; Glomerellales; Plectosphaerellaceae. Bases 93 to 317 code for a protein of 74 amino acids. The transcript has a single exon.
AAGGAGGGAGGUGAUGUCACUGAUGUGUGAGAAGCAGCCUGUCGUCACGUCGUGUCCACGCCUGAUACUAUGAGAGAGGCAUAAAAGAUGGGAUGGAGCAAAGUAUGGAUGGAGGAGGAGUAAGUAUGAAGGAGGAAAAGAAGAAGAAAAGAAAGAAGAAAAAAAAAAGUAGCACGAAGGGUCAAGGGAAAAGAAGUCCGCAGGUACGAAGGGGGAAAGGGAAGCUAAAGUCUACGGAUACAGACGACAAGUACCAAGAGGCAGUACAAAGGUGGGCUAUGUACACUACCUUACGUGUACAAGCCAAAAGGCUAUAGUGGGUUGCUAUGACGCAAAUGUGGCGGGAUUGGCCAAUUACCGCACGA